AUGAUUUUGCAAUCGACUUCGAAUACUAUACCUCUUUGCUGUGAUAUUUCACAGAAAAAGCUGUUGGCUUUUUCUUCCACAUAUCUCCGCCCCCCUUGCAGUUUCUACUCCUGUGGUGAUAAUAAUAGUUGCUAUCAUGACCAUUAUCGACGCAGAAACAUCAUAACCCGGAAAAAAAGGAUAAUAAAAAAUGUGAGUUGGGCAAUCCUCCAGGUUCAAGCUUGCAUCAAUGGUGAGAGUUCCCAAUACCAAUUCGACAUAGACCCCAAUAACUUUGCUGCCCGACUGGGAGCUAAAAAUAUAAUCUUGAAGCGAUUUUCAGAUGAUGAAUUCGAUUACAAUUCAUCCAAUGCUGCUACAAGUAGUAGUGCGAAUACAAAUGGUAAUUAUUAUAGUUCCAGUUUGGCAGAAGACCCCAUUGUAGAUAAGCUGAGAACUCAGCUGGGGGCGAUAAACCCAAUCCCAACUCCUCCUCAGAUAAACCGCAACAUUGUUGGCCUCUUUGCCUUAUUCUUUUUCACAGGGGUUGUUUUCGACAAGCUAUGGACCUCUCCAAAGAGGAGCAAUAUUAUUAACAGUAAGCCUGGGAGUUGGCCACAGGUGGCUGCCAACCUGUCCAUGUUUCUUGAGAAGGAUUUGCAGAGGAAAGAGUCUGUCGAGUGGGUGAACAUGGUGCUGGGGAAGCUAUGGAAGGUCUACAGGGCUGGGAUUGAGAAUUGGAUCAUUGGCUUGCUGCAGCCAGUUAUUGACAAUCUCAAGAAGCCAGAUUAUGUGCAGAGGGUGGAGAUUAAACAGUUUUCUCUGGGGGAUGAGCCCUUGUCCGUUAGGAGCGUUGAGCGUCGUACUUCUCGGCGAAUCAACGAUUUGCAAUACCAGAUAGGCCUCCGUUACACUGGUGGUGCACGAAUGCUUUUAAUGCUGUCACUCAAAUUCAGCAUUCUUCCCAUUGUCGUGCCAGUGGGUGUGCGAGACUUUGACAUUGAUGGAGAACUGUGGGUAAAAUUGCGACUGAUUCCAUCAGAACCAUGGGUCGGAGCCCUGUCCUGGGCAUUUGUUUCUCUGCCGAAGAUAAAAUUCGAAUUGUCACCAUUUCGCUUAUUCAAUCUAAUGGCAAUUCCUGUCCUCUCAAAGUUUUUGACGAAACUUCUCACUGAGGAUUUACCUCGGCUAUUUGUGCGCCCAAAUAAGAUUGUUCUAGAUUUUCAGAAGGGAAAAGCUGCUGGACCUAUUCCAAGUGGUUUAAGAUCUGGAGAAAUCCAAGAGGGAAAUAAGGACUUUGCCGCAGAAUUGUCGGUUAAUCUUCUAGAUGCACGGAAACUCACCUAUAUUUUCUAUGGCAAAACGGAUCCAUAUGUUGUUCUGAGAUUGGGAGAUCAAGUAAUACGCAGUAAAAGGAACAGCCAAACUACUGUCAUUGGACCUCCUGGUGAGCCAAUCUGGGAUCAGGAUUUUCACAUGUUAGUUGCUAACCCUGGGAAAGAAAAAUUAUACAUUGAAGUAAAGGAUUCUCUUGGAUUUGCGAAUUUUACGGUCGGUACUGCCGAGGUUGAACUUGGAUCUUUGAAAGAUACUGUUCCAACAGACAAGAUUGUGGUACUUCGAGGAGGGUGGUCCCUGUUUGGAAAUGGAAUUGCUGGAGAAAUCUUACUGCGAUUGACAUAUAAAGCAUAUGUGGAGGACGAAGAAGAUGAAAGAACUGAAAAAAGUUAUAGAGAUACAGAUGCUUCAGAUGAUGAGCUUUCUUAUGAAUCAGAUACUUCAACAUCUGAGCAGAUUGGGAAGGAAUACUCAAUUGGAACAGAUGCAGAAUCUUUCGUGGAUGUUCUAGCAGCUUCACUUUUUCAGAAACUGAUUCUGGUAAUUCGAGAGGAUCGACCUUAUUUUGGCUUGCCGUGA
Messenger RNA from Fraxinus pennsylvanica, 1896 nucleotides. The record is from the annotation of a GenBank genome assembly. NCBI's taxonomy places the organism in Eukaryota, Viridiplantae, Streptophyta, Magnoliopsida, Lamiales, Oleaceae.